This is a messenger RNA of Ahaetulla prasina, 13333 nucleotides long. RefSeq names its product EGF domain specific O-linked N-acetylglucosamine transferase (gene EOGT). The record is from RefSeq and is a predicted model, not a curated record. Lineage: Eukaryota; Metazoa; Chordata; Lepidosauria; Squamata; Colubridae. Gene Ontology annotation, molecular function: protein N-acetylglucosaminyltransferase activity. Bases 381 to 1961 code for a protein of 526 amino acids. The transcript is spliced from 17 exons. Gene Ontology annotation, cellular component: endoplasmic reticulum lumen.
UCCGCAGCUGCCAUCGGGGCUCCCUGUCUGUCUGCCGGCCUGCCUGCCUUCUUUCCUCGCGGGGGAAGGAAGGAAGGAAGGUCCGGGCCGUGGCCAGAGAAGCUCCGCAGAGGCGGCCGCUGAGAACUAGGCGAGGUGCUUCUGCUCCCUUCGCUCGCCUUGCGCGCUUUUCCCAUCGCGAUCGGGGUUGGAGAGUUUUGGCGCGUCCCGGUGAUUUGGGGACAAAUCCCUCUAAUUCAUUGAAUGGCUGAUUAAGUGAACCACAAUUCUGGCUCCCCAGUUUUGGAUCUGACACUGGAGAAAAGUAACCGGCCUCUUUCUAGGCAGUGUGUGAAGCAGUGUAUGGACCUAAAAAGGAUAGAAAGGUUUUUCCCACUGCCAUGUUAAUACUGCUUACGUUGGGAGCUCUAUUUCCAAAAAUAGUGGCCAGGGGACCAGAUGAACAUCUUCACAAUGGCAGCAACAUUUUGCAAGAGCCAAGGUAUCCUUAUAAAAGCAUCAUGUUGCCAGAAGAACACAUCCCAUAUUUUUUGCAAAAUAAUGCAGGCAUUGCCACUGCUUGCAGGCAAGAUCCCUUUUGCCCAUAUAAAAAACAUUUGAAGAAAUUGAAAGCUUGUUGGGGUUAUGAGAAAUCCUGCAAGCCAGAAAACAGGUUUGGAUAUCCAACAUGUGAUUAUGCUGAAAUUGGAUGGGCUAAUACCAUUGAGGAAGCCCAGGAUAUUUUCUGGAAGCAAGCUGAUUUUGGUUACAUUAAAGAAAAGAUGAAAGAUGUGAAGACUCAUUGCAAGCCUAAGAAUGGAGAUUCUUCACUUGAAUGUUCCCGUUACCUUCAGUAUUGCAAAGCAACAGAUUUAUAUAUUGAUUUAAGGCAUCCGAAAAGAAACCAUGAUAGAUUUAAUGAAGAUUUCUUCAAGAAAGGUCAAAUCGGUGGCCACUGCAAUAUGAAUACUAAAGCUUUCCUUGUUGAAGGUCAACAAAAGAGUCCUUUGCAAUCUUGGUUUGCUGAACUCCAGACUUACGCAGAGAUGAGUUCCAGACCAUUGGAAGACGGCAGCUGUGAUGUCAUUGUUGAGAAGCCAACUUAUUUCAUGAAGCUUGAUGCAGGUGUCAACAUGUACCAUCAUUUUUGUGACUUUGUGAAUCUUUACAUCACUCAGCAUGUUACCAACACCUUCAGCACUGAUAUCAACAUUGUUAUGUGGGAUACUAGUACAUAUGGAUAUGGAGAUUUAUUCAGUGAAACAUGGAAGGCAUUUACAGACUAUGAAAUAAUACAUUUGAAAUCGUACGAUUCAAAAAGGGUCUGCUUCAAAGAAGCAGUUUUUACACUAUUGCCUCGAAUGAGGUUUGGCCUGUUUUAUAAUACACCAUUGAUCUCCGGCUGUCAUGGGACAGGACUAUUCAGAGCCUUUUCCCAACAUGUGUUGCACAGAUUAAAUAUCACCCAAGAUGGGCCUAAGGAUAAGAAAAUCAGAGUUACAAUACUUGCCCGGACUACAGAGUAUAGAAAGAUAUUAAACCAGAAUGAGCUUGCCAGUGCUUUGAAAACAUUGCCAUUGUUUGAUGUCCAGAUAGUGAAUUACAAAUACAAGGAGCUCGAAUUUAAGGAGCAGCUGAAGAUAACCCACAAUUCUGAUAUCUUCAUUGGAAUGCAUGGAGCAGGCCUUACUCAUCUUCUCUUUUUGCCAGAUUGGGCUGUCAUCUUUGAACUGUACAAUUGUAAAGAUGAACGUUGCUACUUAGAUCUUGCAAGGCUGCGAGGUAUCCGUUACAUCACCUGGCAGCAGAAGGAUAAAGUGUUCCCUCAGGAUGAGGGGCAUCACCCGACAUUAGGAAAACAUCCAAAAUUUACAAAUUACGCCUUCGAUGUGGAAGAAUUUGUCCGUCUGGUUCUGUUGGCAGCUGAUCAUGUGUCACAACACUCCAAAUGGCCAUUUAGGAGAAAACAUGAUGAAUUCUAGGUCAGAUAAUUGGCCUCCUUUGCAGAGUUUUUAAAUACUAGAGUAUUCAGAAUGUCGGCUCUUUUGAAGUAGAAUCAUGAAUUAUGAACCUGUUUGAAGAGGGAGAAGUGAAAAAGGUUAAAUGGGCAGGAGUCAUAUAUAAUGUCUCCCUCCAAGCAUGUUAUUUCUGUAUUAUUACUUUCUUACUGACAAUCCCUGUCCUAAUUUACUUGAGGAAUUUGCAUUAUGCAUGAUCUAUUUAUUAAGGUGACCAUGUUUGCACUAUAAUCUUCCUAUUUAUUUUAGGAUUGUCAGCCUCAUUGCUCCAGAGCAGUGAAGUGAAAGAUAAGCACACUGGACCCUUUUCCCCCCUGCUUCUUUUUGUGACAUGUAGCAAGACCUUGCAGCCGUGUUAUCUCCUUCCUUCCUUCCUUCCUUCCUUCCUUCCUUCCUUCCUUCCUUCCUUCCUUCCUUCCUUCCUUCCUUCCUCAGGACUGACAGUGAUCUGGAAAUGAAAAUCCAGCUGAGCUGCAUCUAGUCAGUAUUUUUUUUGUGUGUAAUGGAAAAGCCAAGAAAUCAGGUUGAUAAUGCAGCUUAGGUGUGACUUGCUUAAAUGUUACACUUUUUUUAAAGGAGCAAAUCACAGCUGAGGGAGGGGGAUUUUGGCAUGAAAUUCACAGAGGGCCCCAGUCCUAAUCAGCAGUGCAAUCCCAAUCUGGCACUCUGACUUCAUUUUUAAUUACAAGAGAAGUGUCUCUCUGAAAUAUGCUUAUCCAUGUUUUUGUUUCUAUUGCUAUAUGCAUUUCACAUUAUACUGUCAUUAUACAUGUAAUCCUUGGUUAAUGGCCAUUUAUUCAGCAACCAUUCAAAGUUAUGACAGGGCUGAAUGAGGAGACUUGUGCCUGGUCCUCAAAGUUGUGGCCAUCGUAGUGUCCCCAUAGUCUUGUGAUCCUGAUUCAGGCACUUGGAAACUGGCUUGCAAUUACAAUGGUUGCAGCAUCCUGUGGUCACAUGGCCAUUAUUUGCAACUCCCGCUGCUAGCUUCGAACAAGCAAAGGCAAUGGGGAAGCCAGCAGGAGGUCGCAAAUAGCGAUCACAUGACAUAAUGGAAGGUUCUUCUAAUGGCAACUAGAGCUGCUGGAACUGUUGUCAUAGGUCAGUGUAGUCAUUGUCACUUCAUGACAAAGUUAUUGGUCCCAAUUGCCAUUGUUAACUGAGGACUACCUGCACAUUUAGUUUUACUCAUUAAUCAUUCCUCUUGUUUGCUUCCUUAUGGGUGUACAUGCUCCAUUACACAUGGGAUAGCAGCUGUAUGGAUGAAAUAUUUUAAUUUGUUACUGUAAAAGUUUUCUCCAUGAGAUUAUGAGCCGUGGUGACGCAGUGGUUAGAAUGAAGUACUGCAGGCUACUUCUACUGAUCACCAGCUGCCAGCAGUUUGGCACAUCGAAUCUCACCAGGCUCAAGGUUAACUCAGCCUUCCAUCCUUCCGAGGUGGGUAAAAUGAGGACCCAGAUUGUUGGGGGCAAUUAUGUUGACUCUGUAAACUGCUUAGAGAGGACCAUAAAAGCAUUAUGAAGCGGUAUAUAAGUCUAAGUGCUAUUGCUAUUGUUAUUUUACUGUGUUUAUCUUAGCAAUUUAUUCAUCUUAAAUAUUACUUUGUAUAUUUUUCUUACUUGGACAAAAUUUUCACUCUUUUUAAUCUUGAUUUAGCUUGAUAACCAUGCUACAAUCAUUCUAACUUUGUCUAACCCUCAACAUUAUGUACGUCCUAUUUAAACUUUUGUUACCAUUGUUUUAAACAACUGCCCAAAUGGUUCAGUGGGGUUUUUUUGGGGUGGGAGGGGAGAGGGAGAAUGUAUACAAUUGUAUACAAUUGAAUAGUAUUUCCUAAAUAAUUUUCCAUGAAUGCACAUCAGGGCUGUCAAACUCACAGGCCGGAUGCAUCACGCGCUGGCCACGCCCACACCCGGUUUAGCGAAAGGGGGAAAAGUCUCAACACAUCACAUGUCACCACCGUGACGCUGCGAGUUUGACACUCCUGAAUGUACAUCAUUGGCUAUUUUUCAUUUAAUUGCGAUGCACCUUCCAAAAGUCCAAAUGGGACUAGGAUAGGAUAGUUUCUUGUUACUAAAUUUCUUCUUAUUUCAUAUGAAAAUAACCACAAUACUAAAGUUGACUAGAAUUAAUUUUAUCCCUUGCCAUUGAGAGUAUAGGACAAAAAAAAAGCAUAAGAAUGAUAUUGAUUCUAAUUUGCACUGUGUGUAGCUGGAAUGCUUGCAACCUUCAUUUAGGGUGUUCCGCCCUUGGCAAAAAGGACUCCUCCUUAUUUGUAUGCAAAAGUAGACAAGCAUAAAUAUUUGGAUGAUACAUAAUGAUUGAUAUUAUUGACCCCUUUUCAAAUAAUCAAAAGCAAUUGUUUAGAGAGUGGCCCUAUUGGCUGUUGUGUUUAUAGGAGCGGAUAAAAAAGAGCAGCCUAUGGACUCUUAUAAGGAGAUUCACCGCAAAAGGGAACUGAAGACUUUUGAAACGGGCUGGAUUAUGAAGAUUUGCCUUUCCUUCUUAGACUGAGGAAAUUGGUUGGGAAAAAAAAACUUGAAAAUUGUACACAGACCACAUCUUAAAAAGGGGGGAAAAAAUACAUGUCAACCAGUAUCGAAGUGUUUUCCUUUGGAAAAAAAAAAAUCAAAGGGAAAUUUACUUUGUAAAAUAUAGGCAUUUAUUUGUGAAUGGACAUUUAUACAUCAUGUCAGAUCACUGUAAAUAUUUAUUAUCAGAUGUGCCAGGGUUUAAAAAUGUAUGUUCUGCAACCAUUUUUCCUCUGGAGCAAACAUUUAUUCCUUAAUUAUUGGAAAAGCAUUAGGAUCCUUAAUGCAUUCUCAUCUGUCAUCAGAUUAAAGCUUUGGAGUCUGUCUUGGAAAGAUACACUGACUUUGAAUGGUCAUCUUAAUAACUAAGUGGGCAGCACACGGUCAAGAGCCCCGUUUGCUGUCCAGCACUGACGGUUAAUUAUCUGCUAAGAAAUAGAAUCAAAGAAAGCAAAGUGAGCUGGAACCUAUUACUGUCCCAAAAUAGUGAAGAGAAAUGGAAGACUGUACUGAUGAGUUUGGAGAUUAGUUCAUCAUUCCUAGUGUGAGGAAAGGCUUGGCGAAAACUAAUAUUCAUAUUAUAGUAAUUAGAAUAACUUUUGUUAGACUUAGAAUAACUUUACUGUCACACUAAUCGACAUGCAUUAAAAUGAAAUUUCUUUGCAUGCAGCUCUGAAAGGGAUACCGCCUCCAAUAUACACUACAGCAGGGGUGUCCAAACUUGGCGACUUUAAGACUUGUGGACUUCAACUCCCAGCUUUGCUGGCUGAGGAAUUCUGGGAGUUGAAGUCCACAAGUCUUAAAGUUGCCAAGUUUGGACACCCCUGCACUACGUAAACAUGACAAAAACUUGCUUCUUUCAUGAACAUCAAGUGGGAAUGUAAUAUUUUGUCCAUGGGUAGUUUCAUGACAAACGUCAAAAUCUGGAUGUAGCAUUUGGUGAUACAUGUAUAUAUAUGGAUCUGAAUGAAACCUGUACUGAAAUGGGAACUGGAUAGGCACUGGAAGAAUAACUUAGAUAUUUGGGCAAGUUGGAGGCUUUCUCCGUCCACUCUCUGUUUAGCGAAAGACUUUCAUUUUAACAAUCAGGUUGUUAAGUGAAAUGAUUGCUGAGUGAACACCUGAUAGAGAAAGAGAGAGGCCUACUGUGAAGAUCACAUUAAAAUAAAGUUCUCUCUUACAGCUAAAGUACACCAGUGUUACUCUUUCCAGUGUGCAUUGUUGUUAGGUGCACAAAAUUUAGUCAUAAAUAUGGACACUGAUUGGAAAAUGAAUUAUUGCCAUCCUAUUUGCAAAUGGUCACUAACCAGGCUAGUUGCUAAACGAAGAGUGGGUGCAGUGACAUGGCUAUAUAAUGCCAGGCUUAGGACUCGCGUUAGAUUCGUUGGAAAUACUCCCCACAAAAGCUUAUAGGGCUGUUUCAUAAAUUGUCUAGUAAUUGCAUAUCUCUCUGUCAUAAUUCCAAAACUACAUUUCUACAGUGUAAUAGUAGGUGAUGAAUGCAUGUUGAUAAUAAUGUGAUACAAUAAUGUAAAGUAUUGCCUGAAAAUAUUUUGGGAGGCUAUAAUCAAUACAUAGAGAACAGUGACCUACACAUUGUUUUUUUAUAUUAUCACUCUGUUAUGAAAUGUUGCUCCAUGCACUCCAGUUACUUAUGUGCAGGUAUUUCAAAAUGUAUGAAGCCAUUCACUUGAAAAGAACAAGGAUUUUUGAGGACUGGAACAGUUCAUUUUAUCUUUGAAUACAGAUUGAGAAGAAUUGUGUUUAAUUUUAAAGGCGAGUAAACUAUUUCUUAUUCAUUUGAAAAGCUUUGUCCUAUGCCACCAGUUUCUGAAUUGGUUUUUGUUUUAUUCCUGAACAGCCUUUUGCUAUUGACUUUUUAAAUAAAACCCUAGCUUUUGAUCUUUGAGCAUUUUUUAUUUUUUGAUAAAGCAAUUUCUUUGGGGGGAAAAAAAGGUUUCAGUGUGAGAUUUUGCUUUCUCUACAUGCUCAUCCAUCCAUUAGGGAGAGUGACUUUAAAAAGUUGUAAGGAGGUGUACUAUUCGCAGUCCAAUGUGUUUCAUGCAAUAGAGUGUAUGCACUAUGCAGUUAUUUUAUAUAUAUUUUAUGGUGUGUAAUCUAUUUGCAGGCUCCUUUAUCAUUUUUUUCAAUAUUUAAUAGCCACUAGAUGGUGCCAAAAUACUGUCAGGUUAAGAAUGAUAAUUCAAAUGCUCUGGAGAAUGAAAUUUAGGAUCUACAAGUAUAGUUUAGAAACUCCAAUAUUCACUUAUAAUUAGAUGUGAGCACACUAACAGAGUCAUUUAAUUAUUAUGGGUUGGGUCUAGGCUUAAUUAUAUCUAGAUUGAAUUCAAUGAAAUCAACCGAGCUUAAGUUAAUCACGACAAAUUGAUUUCCAUUUAUUUCAAUGGAUCUACUCGAAAGGGUAGAUCCAACAUGCAAAAGUUUUAUAAUCCCCUCUUUUUAUCAACUAGGUCCUCCAGGUGGCGUACAAACAUAAUUCCACAGCACUAUAAAAAUGUCAACAAUAAAACGUACAAACAAGCAGUUUAAUGUAUUUUAGCUGCAGAUUAAAAUGUUUGUUUUAAUUGGAACCGUCCCUGUAAGCAGAUGUUCGGUGAUGAUAGUUUGUUACAUUUAACCUCUGCACAUCUUGAUGCAGCGAGCAGGCUUUUUUCCAAACAAUACAUUAUUUGCCUUCUGGGCAAAUGUUAACCUUGACUAAAGAGACUCGGCAUUUCAGAUGUGUCUUUUCUGUGAUAAGCGCAUCUGGAUCUUCAUAAACUAUAGAAAAUGGUGGGUUUUGCUUUUCCACAUAUAGAUUGAGCUGUCAGAUUAAAGCUUUUUCUAAGUCUUGGGGAAAACUGACUUCUGAGGCGUUCCGAUGGGUAAAAAGUCUAGUCAUCUAUGACAUAUCAGUGACAACUAUAUUUGACUUUAGUGAUGUCUCCCAAAACCAUAUUGUUAUGCUAUAACUCUGUCAUUAAUUCUUCAUUUCUGAGGUAUCCUUUCCCAUAUUUGUGAUAGCCAUGUGACAUUGUGAAGCUCUUCAGUUCUGCCACACGUACAUAGAUUUCUCCAUUAAAAGCAGGAGAAGAUAUAGGGAAAAAAUUUGGGCUAAAAAAAAAAAUCUAAUUUCAUCCAAUCAAGACAUCCCACAAUAGUAUUUAGCUAGUAGAUAUAAAUAGAAUUUGAGAUAAUGUGAUGUACCUCUCUUUUGUAUGAAAUGACCGAAGCACGAUUAAAACAUUAAUGAGGAUCCUCCUAAUUAAAUAAAUUAGGCUCAGUUUUUCAAAUUAAGCUUGAUGAUAACAAAGAGUCUGGUUCCUUAGAAAUACCGAUACUCAAAAUUUCCCCAAUCCUCUAAUGUCUGCAGAUUCCUCAAAUUAAAUCCUUACUCAAUUAGUAUAUAUCAUUAUGGAUAUCAUGUAUGCUGCUGAUCAGGUGACAACUUGCUAGUUGUUUGUUAAACAUUUUUAAUCCGGUUACCAAAUUAAUAUAUUUCCUGCUUAUGUAAUAUGCAAACAAUUAACCAGAUUAUCCUGGUUUAUAUAAUUAAGCCAAAGGACACCCUCCCUUUCAAAUUUAGCACAUUAUUGCUGCUGCUAGUUUGGUACUUGACAUGGUUAAAUAUGUCAUACAAGUCAACAGUUAUCUAUGCUGCUGAUCUUAUCCUAUGUCCAAGGUAAGCAUAGGAAAAAGAAAUAGAGCCACUCUGAUCUAGUCAUUAAAUCCUCAGGCUAGAAAGCAGGAGUCCAAAAUCUGUAAUCCUGUCACUCUCUCUCAGCCAAACCUACCUCACAGGGUUGCCGUUUUGGGGAAAAUAAAAGGCAGGUGUGUUGAAUAUGUUCACCAUCUUGAGUUAUAUAAAUGAAUAACAGACCAAUCCCCAGAAAAAUUGACAAGGCAUGCUACUGCAUUUAAACCAGAAGUGGUUUUCAGUCAGUUCGCGCGAACUGUUGGCAGAAAUUUGGCCAAGGUCGCCAAACUGGUAGAGAUGGUCGGCUGGCCACAUCCCAAACCAGUCCCCUGGUUGCUGCUCGCUCGCCUCGCCUGCCAUGUUUGUCACUGCCAUGUUCUUUGUGCAUGUGCAUCCCAUUGCCUUGUAAGUCCAAUGGGAUGCGCAUGUGUGAAGAACAUGGCGACGGCAGCAGCUUUUUCUGCGACCUCCGGUACUUUUUGGCGGCCUGCGGCCAACCACCUCAGCCACAAAAUGGCUCUCAGGGAGGGUUCUUUGUUAGCUACUUUCCAGCAGCGGCAGCUGGUUGGGGGCCGCCAAAAACUCUGGUCAGCUUGCCUUCUGGACUCUGGACCAGCCGUCGCGGAAGGUAAGCAGCCUGAACAAAGAGGCGAUGGUGGGGGAGGAAGCAGGGCUAGGUCUGGGGCCACUAAAGGAGGGGAAACGGGGGCGACUGGCGAAGGGAGGGCGGAGGUAGAUAGGUGGAAAUACCAAAAAUUUUCCAACUUUUUCCUGCGGGUAUGGCUAGGUGGGGAGGGGUCAUGUGACUGAGUGCUGUGAGUGACAUCAGUUGGACAUGCCCACUCAGUCAUAUGCCCCCUCCCACCGAACCGGUAGCGAAAUUUUUUGAAACCCACCACUAAUAUAAACAGACAGAAAACCCAUACACUGAUGAUAUUUCCUAGGUGAGUAUUGAAAUGCCUGUAAGCAAGCAGUCAACCUCAAAACAUAAAAUUUCUUUUCCACAGACACAAAAAUAUUUAAGAGUCUAUGUGGCAGAUUUACUUGUUUACAUUUGCAAACAUUAAGAUGGCUUAGCACGCCGGCCAAAGCAUAUUCAGUGUGAAUAUCAGAUCCCUAUAGCUGUCUAUGUUUUGGAUCCAUCCGAAAGAUUAAAUUAAUUAUAAUUUUAAGACAUAUUACCAAGUUUCUCAUAUAUCCCCGUGCACUAGGAUAAAAAUGUGCCAAUUCAUAUAGCUUAUAGACAUCAUGCACAUGCAAUGCAGAUUCUAGUGUAUUGAUAAACAGUGCAUGUAACUGUCUUAAAUACUUUAACCUUCCGUAUCCUAAGCUAGUUAGUAACCCCAGGACCUAAAGGAUCAGAAUUUGCAAUGCUAAUGGAAGCCAUUUACAAAGCAGAAUGUUUUGAAGAGGGCAGUUUGAAUAAAUUUGCCUUCUGUUUUACUAAUGGGUGAAUAGGAAAGUAGAAAAUCAUUAGCAAUGAAAUUGUUUUGAAUAGAUACCCACUCCUCAAUCACAGUUCAUUUAUAAUGCAGUUUUUCUGUGCAGGAUGAAACCCUCCUAGCACAAAGAGAAUAUUUCCACUGAAAAAGUCAAAUGAAAGUCAACAAAUGAUAAGAAGAAAUAUAGCCUGUAAGCAAUGAAACAAAAUGCCACUAAUUUCCAGAACUUGGAAUUAAAGCAGAUGCAAUAUAAAAGGACUUUCAGAGAAGUCUUCAGCUGCAGCCCAGUACAAGCUAACCUCUAACGUGUUUUGAAAGGCAAAGGAAUUUAGAUUUGCUUCCUUACCAUUCCUUCUUAAUUCUUGCUUUCCGAUGUCUGUAUGCUCCACUGUCCACAUUUAAAAAGAAAAAAAGGUUUUCUCCAGCCUUCCCCCACCCCCCGGCCCCGAGGCUCUCCAGAGGAUAGAAAUAGCCUGUUUCCUGACUUCUGGUGGGCCUGGAAGGCCCGAAAAUCAGCUGGCCAGUGCACUCAUGCACUCUGAAGCUGAGUUAGGGCAACGCUUGCGUGCCCACAGAUAUGGCUCCGCGUGCCACCUGUGGCACACGUGUCUUAGGUUCGCCAUCACGGGACUAGGAGAUCUCCAAGGUGUCUUCCAACUUUGUUAUUAUGUGAUUUUAACAUUGCACUGUUAAAAUUGGUGUGACCAUUGGAGACACUUUUCCUGGAGCUUGUACACCCAAUGUAGAAGGACUGAGUUCAUAAUUUCAUAUAGAAAUAUGAAUGGGGACAAUUCCACAUAUUUUAGUCGACCAUUAGUUUUAUGCGUUGUAAUAAUUCUCAGUUUUUAAAACACUGUCCCAAAAGAAACUUUUAUCCCUGUGUGGUUUUGAGAGGAGGGAGCUUUGUUCCCAGGCACUUACGAAUAGUCUGGUAAAAAUCUAUACAAGGAAUAGGUGGCCUUUUAAAAACUAACUGUAGAUUUGGGAUUUUAAAUACCUCUAAUAAUCUCUGUCACGAAAUACUGCCCAAAUGGCGGCAGAAGAAGAUAUGGCCAACUGAAAACAUUAAGUGUUGGAUGUUCUGUGCUGGGAGACAUUUGUGAGGCACCUCCAAAGCAGAGGAGCACAUAAAGACAAUUUAUUGUCUCUUGGUGCUUUAAAGCAGGGAUCUCCAACCUUUAAGACUUUAAGACUUGUGGACUUCAACUCCCAGAAUUCCUGAGCCAGCAAAGCUGGCUGAGGAACUCUGGGAGUUGAAGUCCACAAGUCUUAAAGUUGCCAAGGUUGGAGACCCCUGCUUUAAAGAGAGCAAUUAGUAGUGAACGGCAUUUAAGAAAGAUGCUUUUACCUGGUUAAAAGAAAACCCAAUCACCACGCAUACACCACUGGGUGAAUCCCAUGUAGCAUGUGAUUAAAUCUUCACAUGACAACUCAACCUUUCAUAGAAGUUUAGAACUGCAGGAUGACGCUGGACUUAAGACCAGCAAUAAGACUGGCAUGGAAGUAGAUUUAAUACAAUUACUUCAGCCUUUCCUAGCUGCAGAGUUGAUCCGUGGUCAGUUAGCAUCGUUCUUAUAGUACUCCUGUAGCAGAUGGGCUCACGAUGGAAUUCCCCUGUUUCCAUGUCUCUAAGUUCUGCAAAUCGUAACAGAAUAACAGUUGGAAGGGACCUUGGAGAUCUUGUAGUCCAACCCUGUGCUCAAGCAGGAGACCCUAUCCUAUACCAUUUCGGACCAACGGUUGUCUUCUUCUUAAAAACCUCCACUGAUGGAGCAUCCACAACUUCAGAAGGCCAGUUGUUCCAUUGAUUAAUUGUUCUCACUGUCAGGAAAUUUAUCCUUAGUUCUGGAUUGGUUCUCUCCUUGGUUAGUUUCCAUCCAUUGCUUCUUGUCCUGCCUUCAGGUGCUUUGGAAAAUAGGUUGACCCCCUCCCCCCUCUUCUUUCUUAUAACCCCUUAGAUAUUGGGAGACUAUUCUCAUGACACCCUUUGUCCUUUUUAUACCCAUACCAGAUAUAUCCAAUUACCAGACAUAUCCAAUAUCCAAUUCCUGCAAUCAUUCUUCAUAUGUUUUAGCGUCCAGUCACAUGGCUUCCCACAAAACUAUUUUACUGAUAUAUUGACCAUUAUUUGUGUUGCAAAUGUUGUACCUUGAUAAACGUAUCUUUUUUUUUAAUGUACACCGAGAGCAUAUGCACCAAGACAAAUUCCUUGUGUGUCCAAUCACACUUGGCCAAUAAAAAAAAUAAUUCUAUUCUAUUCUAUUCUAUUAUCCAGUGUGGCCCUUUUUCGUUACUUGUUGCUUUUGAUGUACAUUUGGUUUGCAUGUACAUUGAGAGCUUCUGCAAUGGAGAUAAAUUUCUUGUGUGUCUAAUCACACUUGGACAAAUAAAGCAUUCAAUUCAAUUCAAUUCAACUCAGUUCAAUUCAAUUCAAUUGUCUUGAAGAAUGAAGAAUUAUACUCCAAUAAUUGUCAUAAGGAAAUGUAUCUUAUGCCAGGGUAAUGUAUAUGUGCGUGUAUGUGUUACAUUCCUCGCUACUGAUACUUAACUGUUCAUGAUAAGUCCACUGGCUGUUCAGCCUAACUUGAGAUUCCAACCAGUUUAAUCAUAGCCAUUCCUUCUUUAAACACAAAACAAAUCAUAGUUAAGCUCCAAAUGCUGCAGGUUACAAAGCAGAAAGGGUCACUUACUAGUAAAAAAAGGCAGUUGUGUCAUCCUUGGAUGGCCACAGCUUAAAUUGUUUGUCUUUCCAUGGAAUAGGUUAAAUAGAUUAGCUGACAAUCAGAUCAAGUGCUAACCUUUCCAUUUCUGUCCUCAGACAAGUUUAUCGUGAUGGGGAUGAGAAUGGCUGCACAUGCAGGAUUUUCUUCUUCUACUUUACGAAAUAAUAUGAUGCCAGGCAAUGUAAUAAUUCCGUCAAUUAUUAUAUUCCUUCUGACUGUGUUCUCUGGCGCAAAGCACUCUGUUGCUGAAGGGUGCCAGCACUUUCUGACAGAAGGAAAUAAGGGACAUCUUAUAACUUUAUUUUGUAAAAUGAUCUACUGCUUUGUUUCUCCAUGCUAAACCAGGUCUCAGUGAAUCACAAUAAGAAAAUGUACUAUUAAUAGUGCUCACUUAAUGACCUUGGUGGGAAGGUAACAGCGUUCCGUGCGCCUUUGGCGUUGAGUCAUGCCGGCCACAUGACCACGGAGAUGUCUUCGGACAGCGCUGGCUCUUCGGCUUUGAAACGGAGAUGAGCACCGCCCCCUAGAGUCGGCAACGACUAGCACGUAUGUGCGAGGGGAACCUUUACCUUUACCUUUAAUGACCACAAUUAGGAUUGGCAACUCUGUUGUUAAGCAAACCUCACAUGACCAUGCCGGACUUACAGCUUUGCAUUCACCAAAGUGAAUCACCUGUGGGUAUUAAGAUGUCACAUGAUCAUGACUCACAAUUUUACUGCAAGCCAUUGACUUUGCUUAUUGGAAGCCAGCUGUGAAGUGUGCAAUGAUUGAUCAAGACUGUGGGAUGCUUCGAUAUUCGCAAGUCUGAGAACCCGGUUGUAAAAUUACUUUUUCAGAAGCAUAACUUUGAACAGACUUUAAACAGGGCAGUCAUUAAGGAAAUGGUAUAGUUUCCUGCCUGAGCAAGAGUUGGAUUAGAACAGGGGUCUCCAACCUUGGUUACUUU